AUGGCCACUUCACAAGGGAAAGGUGAACAAGUGUCCAAAUUUGAGACAUUAAGACUUUUGGAGAAAUGCAGAAAGGAAAGAGAUGAUGCCAUGCACAGAGAAGGUGUUCUCAGAGAGAAACUGAGACAGUAUGAGUCCAGGAUGCGUUCAACUGAUGCUCAGAAACAGAAGCUGAAGACAUUGGCGGUUGAAAACAAGGAGCUGAGGAAACAAGUGAAGGGUCUUCGCACUGAGAUUGGACUUGAGUGCAACCCUAAGUUCACUGGGAAGACCACAAAGGACAUAAUCAAUGACAUGCAGGAUAAGGACCGUGAGUGCAGUUCCCUUGUGGAGAAGGCUGCCAAACUGAGUCUGACCAUUGAUGAUUUGACCUAUGAGUUGGCAAACACAGUCACAUCUAAAACACUUUUAGAGGAUCAAGUGCAUUCAUUGCAGCAAAAUCUCAAGGAUAUGACAAAUAAUCAACGCCGCCUGCUGAAAUUGUGGGAAGACAAGAAGGUCCAGAGGGAUCAACCCGCCGCCCUCCCGGCAAUUAUCCAGAAACCUGCACAGAAACAAUUUGUUCAUAAAGCCAUUCAAACUGAGAUGUCUGUCAAUUCAUCGCAAAAGCUCCCAGUCAAUGCUUUUGAGAUCAAGCAAUUCUCUCUGGACCAUGACAAAAAGACAGUUUUGGAUAAACACAGUUUCCCAAAUUAUGGAAAUGACUUUCAUCAUGAAAAUACAUCUUUCAUGCACGACGAAACCAAUGGAAUUAAGAAUUAACUGUGUGACAGCCUGCAGUGAGAAAGUAAAGCGAGAUAAAGCAGAUAAUUAUUAGUGUGUGAUAUAUCUGUAAAUAUCAAACAAACAAGUAAAACAUAUGCAAUAUAAAAUAAUGUAAAGCUGAUUUCUGGCUUGUUUUGAUACCUUCUGUAAUUUAAUUCUGUGACAAUGUAGUUAUUUCAGAA
Molecule: messenger RNA, 947 nt
Organism: Gymnodraco acuticeps
Lineage: Eukaryota; Metazoa; Chordata; Actinopteri; Perciformes; Bathydraconidae
Exons: 1
Coding region: 1-762 (253 amino acids)
Source: RefSeq, a predicted model, not a curated record